UAAAAGGUUGUGUGUCUGAUUUUCAUUGCAGAUGUGAGAGUUAUGUUGAUGAGUGAUUUAUAAGUACCUCGACAAGUGUCUUAUAGUCCCUAAAACAUGCUCUAACCCAUGGUAGUGACCGGAGCUGAACUUACCCGAACUAAAAAAACUAUGAUUCACAGAAAUUAAAAAAUUAACUUUCAAUUUUCAAUAUCUUUUCAUUGACCCGGAUAUAUCGGUAAAAAAGUAAAUUACACACUAGAUAAGAGAGCACACGUGCCUGCACUGAUACCAUUAUCACCAGAAGAAGAAGCGGAAGAGCGAACCAUUUGCUGUGAUUCAAUGGAAGGGAUAAUGCAGCGACCGUACGACGCGACGGUGAAGCUGAUGCUAGCUUCAAUGGAGCGCAACUUGCUCCCCGACGCCGUCAUCAGGAGACUCACGCGCUUGCUGUUGGCUGCUCGCCUACGCGCCGGUUACAAACCUUCCUCUGAGAUUCAGCUCUCUGACCUUGUUUACUUUGUGCAUUCUUUGCAAGAUAUGCCUAUUGCCAUCAGCACUGAUACGGCAAAAUCUCAACAUUAUGAAUUGCCAACCUCUUUCUUCAAGCUGGUGCUCGGAAAGAAUCUCAAAUACAGUUGUUGUUAUUUCUCUUCUGCCUCAGAGACGUUGGAAGAUGCUGAAGAAGCAAUGCUGAAAUUGUACUGCGAGAGAUCAAACCUGAAAGAUGGGCAUACAGUUCUUGACGUAGGAUGUGGUUGGGGAUCACUGGCUUUAUACAUUGCCAAGAACUACAGCAAUUCCAGAGUUACAGGAAUCUGCAAUUCCGUAACUCAGAAAGCUUUUAUAGAGGAGAAGUGCCAGGAUCUUCAGCUGCAAAAUUUAGAGAUCAUUGUUGCAGAUAUUAGCACCUUCGAAAUGGAAGCUUCUUAUGACAGAAUAAUUUCCAUAGAAAUGUUUGAGCAUAUGAAGAACUAUAAGGAUCUUCUCAAGAAGAUAUCCAAAUGGAUGAAAGAGGAUAGCCUUUUGUUUGUUCAUCAUUUCUGCCACAAGGCAUUUGCCUACCACUUUGAGGAUGAAAGUGAAGACGACUGGAUUACAAGAUAUUUCUUUACAGGAGGAACCAUGCCUGCAGCAAAUCUACUUCUUUAUUUCCAAGAUGAUGUCUCUGUCGUCAACCAUUGGCUAGUAAAUGGGAAACACUACGCACAGACCAGUGAAGAAUGGCUCAAGAGAAUGGACAAGAACAUGAGUUCUAUCAAGCCAAUAAUGGAAUCAACAUACGGCAAGGAUUCAGCUAUCAAGUGGACUGUCUAUUGGAGAACAUUCUUCAUAGCUGUAGCAGAACUUUUUGGAUACAAUAAUGGCGAUGAAUGGAUGGUUGCACACUUUCUUUUCAAAAAGAAAUAAAUAACAUAAGCCGAAAACAAAUGAAAUCUUAUUUCAAUUUGAGAAUGGAGGUGUUGCGCAAAAAACUGCUCAAAGAGGUUACAUACUAAAAAAUAUUGUUGUAUUUUAUUGAUUAACUUUAUCUUAUCGGGUUGUGUCUAUUUUAUUCAA
This is a messenger RNA of Lotus japonicus, 1539 nucleotides long. RefSeq names its product (S)-coclaurine N-methyltransferase-like. The transcript is spliced from 8 exons. The coding region runs from base 322 to 1389 and encodes 355 amino acids. The record is from RefSeq and is a predicted model, not a curated record. Lineage: Eukaryota; Viridiplantae; Streptophyta; Magnoliopsida; Fabales; Fabaceae. Gene Ontology annotation, biological process: lipid biosynthetic process.